AACAGUGUCUCCUAAGUGAAUAAUAACCCAAGGUUGCAUGAUGCCUAUUAAUAAUAUGCUCCUGCAAGUGUUGUCUUGGUGUUGACUUUAUACUUUGCAUAUCUAAAAGUAUGGGAAGCAGAGAUAGUUUUUAUUCAGUUGAUGAGUACAGAUUUGAUCCUAAAUGGUUGAUUGAUCCUCAACAUCUUUUUGUUGGGCCCAGAAUUGGUGAAGGAGCCCAUGCCAAAGUUUAUGAAGGAAAAUAUAAGAAUCAAAAUGUCGCGAUUAAAAUCGUUCAUAGAGGUGACACGCCAGAAGAAAUUGCUAAAAGGGAAGCGCGAUUCAUGCGAGAAGUUGCAACAUGGUCUAGAGUUCAACACAAGAAUCUAGCAAAGUUUAUAGGGGCAUGUAAAGAGCCUAUGAUGGUUAUAGUUACUGAGAUUUUAACAGGAGGAUCACUGCGUAAAUAUAUGUUAAGUAAACGACCCGGAAGCUUAGAUUUGCAUGUGGCUAUUGGUUUUGCACUCGAUAUUGCUCGCGCAAUGGAAUGCCUGCACUCUCAUGGAAUUAUUCACCGAGAUCUAAAACCUGAAAACUUGGUCUUGACUAAAGAUCAAAGAACACUUAAACUUGUUGAUUUUGGAUUAGCUAGAGAAGAGACAGUAACAGAGAUGAUGACUGCUGAAACCGGAACCUAUCGUUGGAUGGCUCCAGAGUUAUACAGUACUGUCACACUAAGGCAAGGAGAGAAGAAACAUUACAAUCAAAAAGUAGAUGCUUAUAGUUUUGCCAUUGUGUUAUGGGAACUUUUACACAAUAAGUUACCAUUUGAGGGUAUGUCCAAUCUACAGGCAGCCUAUGCUGCAGCUUUUAAGAAUGUGAGGCCAAGUUUGGAAGAUCUACCAGAAGAUCUAGCGAUGAUUUUGAGUUCAUGUUGGAUGGAGGAUCCGGAUGCUAGACCGAAUUUCAGUCAGAUUAUACAAAUGUUGCUAAACUGUUAUUCAACAAUUAUGCCAUCAAAACCUGUAAUUCCUUCUCGGCUUUUUACGGCUGAGAAUGCUCCGAUGUCUCCUGAAUCGCCAGGUACAAGUGCGUUAAUGGCGGUUUGCAAUUUUUCAGGGGACACGCCAAGAGGAGAAAUGGAACACAAGCCAAAAGGCUUCUUCUUCUGCUUUAACCAAUGCUAUUAACGGACAUGUCACAAGAUGAAAAACAUGUAUUUUUAAAAAAGUGUGUGGUGUUUUUCUAAGAAAAAUGCUAUCGUUAUCAUCUUGUAAAUGUUCAUCUGAUGUAGAUGUUAUUCGCUUUUGAAUUUACUAUCUUAUACUAGAAUCAGACUCUCGGAUCAUUCAUUGUAUACUUUGAAUGAUAAAAUCGAACCCAUUGGACUG
Helianthus annuus (common sunflower) is the source of this 1370-nucleotide messenger RNA. RefSeq names its product serine/threonine-protein kinase STY13. The coding region runs from base 111 to 1169 and encodes 352 amino acids. Gene Ontology annotation, molecular function: protein kinase activity; ATP binding. Gene Ontology annotation, biological process: protein phosphorylation. Lineage: Eukaryota; Viridiplantae; Streptophyta; Magnoliopsida; Asterales; Asteraceae. The transcript has 6 exons. The record is from RefSeq and is a predicted model, not a curated record.